This is a messenger RNA of Phytophthora nicotianae INRA-310, 2415 nucleotides long. RefSeq lists its product as hypothetical. The record is from RefSeq and is a predicted model, not a curated record. Lineage: Eukaryota; Oomycota; Peronosporomycetes; Peronosporales; Peronosporaceae. The coding region runs from base 551 to 2218 and encodes 555 amino acids. The transcript has a single exon.
UUCCAGCUGUUCAUUACGCUUUUGUGUUCUUCCACCCCGAAAUGUGCAUGGGCUCCGUUAAGGAUUUCGCCAAAGCUUCGCGUCCGCCACGGUCGCAGAUACAUCACCUCCUUUAUGCUACGAUAGACUCCAUUCUUGCCAACUACCCACGAGAUCAAGCACACAUCGCGGUGACCAGCACGCCGCGUGCCACGCGAAUGUCGUCCGAAAGCUACGCUGAGGUCGAACAUCGUCGCCUGGACUCUACCCAUUACGUACGCUCGGGCUCCGAUCUCCAUAGACCGGCCUCAAGUGGAACUCGCAGCACACAGCCUCGACAAUGUCCUCGCCUCUCCUGGUUGUCAGUCACCGAAGUCGCCACUCCGCAGCCAGUUCAGCGGUGGCAGGCAGCACACAGACAAGAGGCCUCCACUUCAUCAGUGGCCGUGCUGUGCUGACUCCCAGUCAUUUCCGUAUUGGAUCGGCGUCGGUAGUCGCGCGUUGUGCUCGUGGUAACACACUCCCCGCUCGCUGACAUUCCGCCUAGUCGUCUCUUACUAGCGCGAGAGCCAUGUACGACCCGGACUACGACCCGAAAACGGUGAACGGAAUGGUCCCGCAGCCGCCCCCGACCAAGAUGGACUUCACCACGUUCGACUCGCCGCUGGACUUCAAUGCGAGCGGUAUGUCGUUCGAUGACCAGGGCGGUCGGUUCGUGGCGGGUGAGCAGUUCUACAACCACGAGAUGUACGGCAGUCUGCGCAAAGGAGGCGCCGUGGAUUUCCUGUCCAUGGAAUGUCUCGGUCUCGUGGCCGCCACCUUCACGUCCAUGUUGUCGUACCAGGCGCUGCUGGUGUUAGUACAACCCAUGUACAACACCCAGUUGGGCCUCACGUCGUCGGAGAUCAUCGCAGUAGAGCGACUCAUCCAGAUGCCAAUGGCGCUGAGUUUCGUGGUCGGUCUACUGUCCGACUGCUACCCGAUCAUGGGUCUGCGUCGCAAAGGUUACAUGAUCCUGGGCUGCAUCAUCAACGCCGUCGCAGUGUUCGCCAUCGCUGGUGUGAGUGCCUAUCUGGGCAGUGACUCGACUGCAAGUAAUGGGAUCGUGGUGCUGGCUUUGGUGCUUGUAGCACUGGCCAGUAUCGGCUGUAUUAUCACGUACGUUUGUGUGCACACGCGUGUGAUCGAAUACUCUCAACGCGAAUCUCUGCGUGACCGAGGCGCCAUUCAGGUGUCGUAUCUGAUCUUCCGUCGCUUCGUGUCGAUCUUCACGUCGGUGUUGUCGUUCCUGGCAUUGGGAACAGGAUCCGAACCAAACAUUUCGGUGUCUACGGCUAUGAUCGUAUUGGGUGUCAUCUCUAUCCUGCCACUGCCACUCGUGUUCCGCUACUGGAACGAAGAAGUGUACUCGCUCAACACGUCCAUGAAGAUCCGCAGUCAGAUCCUGUGGAAAAUCAUGCAGCAGAAGGCUGUGUGGCGCAUUCUCGCGUUCAUCUGGUUCUUUACACUGUUCUUAGGGAUCAAGUUCGGGGACUCUAUCAGUGUUAUUAGACAGUGGGCGGGUGCUAGUGGAGACAACUCGCUGCUGGUCAAGACAAUCCAGGACUUUGUCAUGAUCGGUAUUAUGCUGCUGUGGCGCUACCUGUUCCUCAACCGUCUGUGGCCAAUCUUCUUCGCGUUGGCGCCGGCUUUCCAGAUCCUGCCCAACCUUUUCGUGUCGCUCAUGGUGGCACUCGAUACUGUACGCGACCGCUACUUCUACCGCGUCUUCUACUCGCUAACGUAUGUGGCAGAUGGCAUUGGCCUCUUGAACACUAUCGUUCCCGUGACGGAAAUUGUGCAGGAGGGAUCGGAAGGUGCGCUCGUGGGUCUCACACUGACACUGCAGCGUUGUGUCAAUAUCUUCGUGGACACCAACGCCUAUGGCGCGUUCCAGGGCUCCAAUUACUUCAGCGCCAGCGAAGUGGCCGCAGACACGUCAGAUGCGCGAUGGGAUGUGCUGUUGUCGCUGUUUCUUAACUUUGCGCUAAAUGCCUUGGCUUGGGUCGGACUCUUCUUCCUACCCUCGCAAAAACUCGAUGCCCAGCAGCUGCGGAUGUACGGAGGGUUUACCAAAGCUGCCAGUGGCGGGAUCCUCGCCGUCUGUCUCGUACUCUUUAUCUACUCGCUGGUAGUGACGUUGAUGUCCCUCAUCCCGUCCACGUCGUGCCUCACUCUCGUUGGUGGCGCUGGCUGCUAAGCAGUAUUUAUGAAAGAUAGGAAUAAUUGCCGUGGCGAAUGUUAGGAGGUCGAAAAACUUUACAAACCUUAAAUGGAUUUUCAGUCAACGCUGUGAUGGAAGAUCGGAAGGUUGUACUAGUAUGGUAAACAUAAAGUCAAUUUGUUGUUGAAGUUACAGUGUCAAGAUCUGCAACUUCGCAGAACGCCUUUGUCCAC